AUGGCCCGCUCACCCUCACGAUCCAGCGAUGGUGCCGACUCGGCGCAGAGUCCUCGCGUCGAACCGCGACUCCUCAAAGCUGUCGAAGAAGCCAAGUACGACGAGACGGUUACUAUCAUCGAGCACGCAAAGGCGAAAUCGCAAAAUAUCGACCACUUGUUGCGCAUAGGCUUGAUGCGCGCAGCCGAGCGCGGGCAUGUAGCUAUUGCCGAAUACUUUCUGAACAGUGGCGCGAAGCCUGAUGGCACACCAGAUGGCAGGCUAUCACCAUUGCUCAAGGCAAUCGAGAAGAACCAGGUCAACAUUGUGAAGCUUUUGCUGCGGCUUGGGGCCAAUGCAGACGCACACGAUAAACAGGGACGGACGGCGCUCAUGACGGCUGCAUGGAAGAACCAUUUCCACAUCAUGCAUGAGCUGUUGAGAUGCGGUGCUAGCGUUAAUAAGAAGGACAACACUGGGAGGAAUGUACUACACAACUUGGCGGCCGACAAGCAUUGCAAUUGGGGACGCGACGUUAUCUCCGAGCUGCUGAGGCAAAACAUCGCCAUUGACGGGCCAGAGGGCCAGGACGAGCAGAAGCGCACUCCAUUGCAUUGGGCAGCCAGUACGGGAAAGAGGGAGCUAUGUGAAAUGCUACUGAGGAGACCCAGGCUACCCAGGGCAAACGUCAACGCAAUCGAGGUCAGGCAGAAGACGGCGCUUCAUUUGGCAGUCGCACAUGGCAGAGACGACAUCAUCGAGGUGUUGCUCAGCAAUGGCGCAGAUAUCAUGGCAAAGAGCGACGGAUCUUGGACUCCCCUGCACAAUGCUUGCGAGCAAGGAAGUGUCAAGGUGCUCAAGGUGUUGUUGGGCGCUGGAGCAGAUAUCAAUGCGCGUCUCUUGAACGGGAUGACACCCUUGCACGUGGCAGCACAAGCAGGACAUGUUGAUGUAGUCAAUUGCCUCUUGGAGAGAAAGGAUAUCAAACGCGCUGCCAAGGACACGUUCGGCAUCACACCGUUCUUGCGAGCCGCACAGAGCAAGAAACCUGCGCGCAAAGCUAUCAUCAAUACACUCGCGCCGCACAACCAAGUAGAAGCACUUAGCGAGGAUGCGCUGGGCGCGACCCGCGGGUUUCACGCUACCAUUGUCGACUUUGGGAACUUUCACAACGAGAACAAAGUCUCACGAAAGACGGUUCACGAGCUUCUGUAUGCCCGCGAUGCCAUCAACCCGAGAAAGCCAGCUGUUGCUGUCCUACCCAAAGAGUCCAAGGCGACAAGUUUUAGAUGGAUACACCUUCCUGCCAACAACAUGGCUUGGGUAGAAGCCUUGUUAACGAAAGCAUUCAUCGAGGAAGGUGCGGCUGAUGUGGAAGGCUUCAAGGCGCUUGAACGGUCUUUUACCCAUCAACACCGUGGACAGCAAAUACACUCGCAUUUCAUGAGACCACUGUGUCAGAGCACACCACGUGCGCCAAGACAUCAAGAUGAUUCCGAUCUUUCCGACGGCGCUGAACAAGGCCUACCGCAGAUCACUGUGAACAAGCCUCUGGGGCUGGGCAUCGACGCCGUGGCAGGUGCUCAAGAGCCAGCACCGUCGCACUUGCCUCGAACGCCUGUGCGCUCAGAGACGGUCAGCACUGACCAGACCGACUGGGCUGCGGGCUCGGGCUCGGGCACUUUGACCGGUAGGGAAGGAAAGACCAAGACCAAAGAAAAGACGAAGAAGGCGCAGAAGUGGUCCGGUUCUAGGCAAGCCGGCAAGCGGUCUGGUGGCACCGACACGCCGAACCGACCUCCUCCAGACUAUCAUGCCCGACGAACGCACACUAGUCAUUCCCUCACAAACAGUGGUCAUUUGAGAUCGCCUGGUAGUCCUGGCAGAAAGGAUCCGACGGCAGUGGCAAAAGGGAACAUCUUCGCUUUUAUGCCCUAUCUGCACUUUGAGACCAACAGUCGACGGCAGGAAAUGCAGGAUGCGAUCAAAACGACCCAGACGCUAAAGGAGCGCAGAAUCAACGAUUGGCGUACUACCAGGCAGCCUGUGAAGCGGGCGUCGACAUAUGAUGAGAUGCUACUCAGGGCUCACUUGACGUCUUCGCAGGUUUCAUUGCACGUGCGACGUACCCUGGACCAAUUCUUCUAUCACAACAUCGAUACCCAGUCUCGAGACAGAGAUCAGGUUGUCUAUCGAUAUCAGUGCAAGUCGAAUGAGCCUGAACAUGUAGAUCCCAAGAUCUUCAUGGUUGACCAGUUGUGGAUGUGGACCAUUGGCAAAGACUUGAUCGUUACUGCCUUUCCUCAGCGGUGGCAGCAACCUCGUAAUGACCCGCUCAACGUGCUCGAUGGCGUCAUAGAAGACAUCAACAGCAAGACAAGAGAUCCCGUGCGCAGCGUCUAUGAUCUUGCUAUGAUCAUCACUGGCCGAUGUAGUGGCGUCUUUGAUCGUCACAGAGUUGGCGACGAGGAGUAUCAGUUCCUCGACAUGUUUGAAUCGAGUAUUGGCGACGCUACCGAGAUGGAGACUAUGCUGUUCAAAGAAUUCAACACGGCGUCUGCCCAGGCCUCGGCUUGGCUGCAACAUCAUCGUCGCCCAAAUCGUUUCUCACGCCAUUUGGAGGCCGAAGGGAGACAACGCGAGCACCUCCAUCGUCGACAUGCGCCGCACCAUUCUCAUGCGCAUGCCCUGAUAGAUCCUCCUGUGAGGGAACAAGAGUUUGACUACGAUGAUAGCGACCGAACAGCUGCCCACGCCCCGCUCUUCGUCGACAAGCUCUUGGACAUUGGUGCAGAGACGGAUCUCUUAGCGGAAACAAAGGACAUUCGCGACGAGCUUAACAUGAUCUCAAAGGUACUAGAAGAUCAACGUAUUGUCCUCCCUGACAUGGAAGCGAGCAUCAUAGACAUUUACCGCGAAGAGCACAAAAGCCAACAGGACCUUAAAAAACGAUUCAGAGACAUGCUAAAGACGAUUGACACGCACAUCAAAGACAUUGAACGCAUGGACAAGCAAGCCAAGCGCAUCUACGAAUCCAUCACCGACCUCCUCGACCUCAAGCAAAAGCACGCCAACGCCUUCGAAGCACGUUUCGCACGCGACCAAGCCGCCGGCACAGCACGUCAAAGCCAAACAAUCAUGGUCUUCACGAUCGUAACAAUCAUCUUCCUGCCCCUCUCCUUCAUCGCCGCCCUCUUCACAAUCAACAUCCGCGAAUACCCCCAUGACCCCGGCGGUGACCAGCCCUCGCUGCCCCUAUCCUUUGUCAGCAAAUACAUGUUCGGCAUCAGUUUCGCAAUCUCUAUCCCUUUUAUUGCCAUCGCCCUCUCCUUCGACGCUAUCGGCGACUUCUUCCGCGAAGUCAAACGCCGCUGGCGCGAACGCAAAGCUAGACAUCAACAGCGUCAUCAUAACAGCAACGGCAACGACGCUUUCAUCAACAUCAAUAGAACCGAAUUCUUCGAUCACACAGUCGAUACCCGCACCAUCGAAGAGGCGCUAAGUCGCGGUCGCAGCACCGCCUAUCGCACCGACGGAUGA
Messenger RNA from Pyrenophora tritici-repentis Pt-1C-BFP, 3519 nucleotides. The record is from RefSeq and is a predicted model, not a curated record. NCBI's taxonomy places the organism in Eukaryota, Fungi, Ascomycota, Dothideomycetes, Pleosporales, Pleosporaceae.